AACAGAGACGUCCGAGAUUGCGUUGAACUCAAAAUAUAAGAUAAAAGUUAUUCAAAGAUAUGUUCAGAAGGGAUUGCGUUGUCAGUAACAGUGGACGACAGUUUAGGUAAUUUUCAGAGAGCGCCGUUAGAAUGAGAAAGUUUCUACUUAACGCAGUUCUGAUCGCAAUUGUGGUUAUAAGCUGCCAAUCGGUAUUAUGUGAUAGUGACCAAAAUGAAACAAUAGUAACCGAAACGGAAGUUAUCAACUAUAUUCCAGAAAAUCAACAAUUACUAAACCAUAGUGCAACGGAUCCUAUUGCCUAUGAAGAACAAGAUGUGACUCGGUUCAUUGAUGUAUUGAAACAUCAACUUAGAUGCGGUUAUCCAAAGUUUGGUAUUCCAUCUCUAGUACCGUUGAAGUUAUCGUACAAGUUCAAAACAUCGUUGGAUUUCUUGAGUAUGAAAAAAAUACACGUUAGUGCUUCGAACUUUAUGAUCUAUGGUCUCGAUAACUUCAACUGGCUGUCUUCGAAUACUUCAUUCACCCGUACCGGGACUAAUCUGACCAUCAAUUUUCCCAACAUUACGGUUACGGCCGAUACUUCGCUAAAUGGAAUCAACGGAUCAUCUCGGUUGUCUCUGUUUGACACACUUGUCUUUCUAGUGUCUCAGUACGAGGAAAAGGACGAUUUGCUUUACGUGACCGAUUUGAAUGGUGAUAUGACGCUGAAGGCAGCAGGAGUGAAAAUAGCUCACCUAUUUCCGAAAAGCGGAAAGUUGACCAAGAUCUGGAAUAAAGCUAUCGGCGACUCACUUCCAGUGGUGACCAAACUACUAACCACGCGGAAAAUUCGUGUCGAGGUCAUCAGUCGAUUCAUCAACGGGGCCAAAUACUACACGUUAAGCUCGGCAAACAGUGCCCUUGCGACUUACAAACUAAACUUUGACGGGGUGGUUGAAAGCUUCAAGCGUUUCUCCGACAAAACGGAUGAUUCAUUAAUGUGCGACAAGGAAGAUUCGGUAGGUGAAUCUAGGAUAAUGUAAUGGCCGAUCUUCAUUAGUUUAGACUAAUGCGAAUUAAAGGAAACACGUUUGUUGUUUUCUUUUUUUUUACAUCCUGAUCAUCUAAUAAACUCAGAUCUCCGAUUCCAACUAAAAA
Messenger RNA from Malaya genurostris, 1140 nucleotides. RefSeq lists its product as uncharacterized. The coding region runs from base 132 to 1025 and encodes 297 amino acids. Lineage: Eukaryota; Metazoa; Arthropoda; Insecta; Diptera; Culicidae. The transcript is spliced from 4 exons. The record is from RefSeq and is a predicted model, not a curated record.